AUGGUCGUUGAAUCUCCACAAAAUGGCUCUCUUGCCGGAGCUGCUGAAUCCAAAGCCCGCAAAUGGCGCGGCAAAUUGUUCAAAGACAAGACCCCGAAGGCAUCUAUCGAUGAGCAGGUCGAUGAUUUCCUAGGUUCCCACCGCUCUCCGCUCCAAUCGUCCCGACCAUCCAUUUCGUCUUCCGCCUCCGCUCCACAACUCCCCGCCAAACCACCCCAACAAUCCUACCGCCAUGAUCAACAACAACACCAUCACCAUCAUCAACUACGCCAACAACCAGAGCAACGGCGCUCGCCAUCAUAUCACUCUCUUCAUCACCCACAUCAAAAAUCACCAACAGGCACCCCGGUUGCUCCCCGUCUCAAUCUUGCCGUUUCGCAGCGAUGGCCCGAAGCUGGCGACAUCUCCAGCCGAUCUCCCUCUCGUCCCUCCAUUGACGCUAAAACCGCAACUGGUGCGACUCCGAUAAGUACCCAAGGGAAGAGGCGCCGUAACAAAGGUUUAAAGGUGACGUUUUCGAACGAUGGUCCAGAGGUCAUCGGGGAAGGGGGGGAAGAAGCUGAGCUACCAACAAAAGAUGUACUUCUCUAUCGUUCGAGGUCGCACUCGUCCGCUUCCAAUGCCGCAGCUGGGUCACAUUCCCAAUUUGAGAAUGCAGAUCCAUACGGCUCACCCUCGGACUCUACACAUUGGCCUGGAGCCUAUCCAGGACAAGGCUAUCCUGCGGAGGAUCCUCGGGAGAAGCUUAAAAUGAUAAAGAGUGCACACGAAUUGGAUUUCUUAUUAUCCCUGGAGCCACAUGGUGCGGGAGGGGCUCGUCUAUCAUUGAGGGACUCUGGAGAUCCGAAUUCCUUUGCGCACCGCGUUCGGGCUAGGAUGCGAGUUGAGGAAGGUUUAGCAUUACAGAAAGCUACGCGAACUGAUUCUCCUACGGAUCCAGAUGAGCUGGAUUCUCAACCCUCUCAAGAAACCGUCCUCCCUCUCCGCCCGUCUGCUACGUCGAAGCUAUCACUAGACAUGCCUCAAGAACCAGCCGCUGCUGCUAAAUAUGACUUUUGGGGAAGCGUCUUAUCUGCUCUACCUAACAAAACCAAAUCCAACUGGCAGGAUACCAAUGUGUCGAACAGUCCUGUAAAUACACACAAUUCUCCCGGCUCGUAUCCAGAAACCCCACCUCCACCUUAUUUGAAAUCUUCCCGCACAGAACCGGAUUGUGAACCUGAAAAAGGACGACCGUCUCUCGAAAGUUCUUUCAAUAAUGAUCCUCACCCAACUGAAAACCAUUCUCCAUGGAAGAAAUCAUGGAGGGCCGCUGCUAAUGCCGUGAGCAAUGACGCCCUGGCUGAUUUUACCGCACGAGCUGCGCAAUACAAUGAUAUUUUUAGCGAUGCUGCUGAGAGCGUUAAGCCAUCUAUGGAAACAUCUUUGUCCGAAUGGAUCAGGGCGAGCGUAUGGUGGUUCUUAAAGGGCAGGUCCGAUGUCGAAGCAUCCAUGCGUCCUCAGCCCUCAAAUGGUGGAGGGAAUUCUCCGUCCGACGCUGAUAGAACCUGUCAGGGAGUGCUCAACUUGGCCAAAACAUGGUGGAUUACUGAGCAUAUUGUUCCCGGUCACCCGGAGCUAUCCCGAUUCGGAAAUAUGAGUCUAGACACUUUGAUUGCGGUAACCACAACUGCUGGCGAUCAAAGGUUGAGCAGUUUAAUGAGCGUUCGCCAUGCAACUCUCAGCCAUCUACGCGCGUUGGCGAUAUCGAUGAAGCGAAAUAAUAUCCUCCCGGCAGCCAUGGAACAUGUUCAUCUCUCCCGAGGAAUCGACACGACAAUAUGGGUCCGGUACCCUUUUUUUGCGCCUGACAUUUCUGCAGUUCUCUCCGGCCAGGUAACGCGAUCUAUGCUCAUGGAUACAGCGAGAAAGACGACAGACAUUGGCGACGUUAUGCCAUUGGGAGAUUCCAGUCGUUAUUUCUGUUAUGGUAGGAUGUUCGUAGAGGCAUACCUAAGCUCGAGCGAAGAUGAUUCUCAACAAUUUGCGAUCCCGUGUGUUCUAUCUAUUAUUCGAGAUCGAGGUGACUGGAAUGUGCUCGUAUCGAUUACGAGCCAAAACGAACUUGUUAAUGUAAUGAUCCAGGGAGAUAAGAAGCACGGUCCCACAUGGGCAGAUGUAGACUGGCAGGUGAGAACUAACUCGAUGCGGAUUCGACUGCCUCGUGGUUUCGAGUUGGAUAUCCAGUUUGAUCAAGCGGACUUCAAAAUGAUUUGGAAAAUUGUGGAAUAUACCCAUAAAACCGAGGAAAGCUUACAGCCAGAAGCUGGUGAAACGUUACUUUUCGAGGAUGUCCUGAAAGUAUUCCAAUACAUGGACUCCGGCCCCAACAAAGCGUUCCCUGCUGAACCAAGCCCGCGAUGUCGAAUACGCCUGUUCGAGAAAGCCGUAACGCUAACGGAGGGGACCGGCACGCGAAAAGCCCACAGAGGGUUCCGGUUUGUGGCAGUGACAAGCCCCAAGGUAAAGACGCUCAGCAGUGUUUCCCACGAGCUUGGCAACGGGACACCCAUUGUUUUUGGCUAUCUACGAGGAGAGGACGGUGCUCCCGCGCUUCUCAUCAAGAUACCGCAAGAAGGUAGCGGCAGGAACCGCUCUAUGUUGUUAACGUUCCACGAACAGGAAGAGCGCGCCAAAUUACACUCGCUACUCCUUGGCAUCACUCCUUUGCAGGACGAGGUGAAGACGCCAGACCUUCCCAUGCGGGCGUUCUCGAUGGAACAGCUCCCGGAUGGGAAUGGCAUCUCGAAACCCAUUGUACAUUUGCAAUUCUCCUCACCGUCUGCCACAGUGAUUAAUAAUGGAGGCCCCUCUUUACAAUCUACUCAUGGAUACAGUUCGACAGUGCUAUCUGAGCAUCUGCGUGUUUUCGUGACCUCGAAUUGGGGAUCGGCGACGGAUAGAAUUAAUAUUGGUCCUGGAGAGCUUAAGAUUGCUCUUGAUGUCACUAUCCCUACCAUUAUGAGUAUUCUUAGGCCACCCCAACUGGAUUUGGGUAUUUCCGUGGCGGAUAAUUUGGUCCCCAAGGAAACCGUGGGCGAUAUGACGAAUCUUUUAAAGUUAGCCCAGACGAGUUCUGUGGUUCGGCGGUAUAAUUUUUCAUCUGUACAAGAUCUCCAUAGAUUCCAGAAAGCCAUUACAAACUUUAAAGUUCUUUUCGACGGCUUCGCGUCCUUAUUCACAAUCUCCCGAAGACGAAUGGUCGUCCCCAUCUACAAGAAAUGGGAAGCGAGCAGAGUGCGUCUCCAAGUGCUGAGGCAGGAGAAAAUCGUGCAGCUCGCCGCCUUCUUCCACGACGACUUCAGCCACGGCAAAUGCAUGAAUUUCGUGCUGAAGAGCACGGACAUCUUCGAGAGCUUCAACCACCGCUCCGGCAAGUUUGGUGUCAAGAUCGUCGAUGCCAAAUUUGCCCUUCCCAAACAACCUGCCGACGAUCCCACAGCGGGCUUUGUGUGUCUGGACAUGCCGGAAUAUCCGGGGGAGCAUGAUGAUAUUACUGUUGUUUUUGAUUCGGAAAAGGAUAGAGUCGAAUUCCAAAACGUCAUGCCCGGCUCGGUUAAGGAGCCGUCAAGGGUGGGAUCGCUUCGGAAAUAAAUAAGAAAAGAAAAGAAGGCAAAAGGAAGGAAUCAAAUUGUACCUACCUAACCCCACUUCUUCCUCCUCCACUAUACUACCGCUACAACUACCACUACCACCCCGCACUAAUCUGUAGCCUGCUCUUUUUCUUUUUCUUUGGGUUUGGGGAUCAUGGGGCGUUAUUUUUUCGUCAUGAUGGUAGGCGUUCGAUGGGGUUUAUAUUAUUUUGUCUGUCUGUCAUUGUCUCUCCCCCCUUCCUUUCCCUCCUCUCUUGUUUUUCCUGAAUAUCGUUCUCCAUUCGUUUCUCCCGCUUUGCUUGGUCUUUGCGCUAUGAUUUGUGUCAAAAAGGCCGUGCCUUUUUUUUUUUUUUUUAAGUACCCAUUGUCCAUUGUCCAUCGUCCACUGUUCGUCGUCCAUCGGUUGUUGGUUGGGCCCAUCCUUUUUCUUUUUUCUUCCCCGUUUCAUGUAUAUCUUGUUUGCCUAGCAGCGAGGGUGCAACUUUUUUAUUCGCUUUUUAUUUGUUUGUGCCUAAGUAAGUAAACUCAUCCAUUCAUGAAUUGCAUAAUUGAAAUCCGUGAAGGGGUUGUUAUAUGCGUUGUCAGCAAAGCUUUUAUUUAUCUUGUUUUAUUUAAUUAUUUAUUUUCGAAGAACUUGAUUGAUUGAUGUGG
Histoplasma capsulatum G186AR is the source of this 4283-nucleotide messenger RNA. RefSeq lists its product as uncharacterized. NCBI's taxonomy places the organism in Eukaryota, Fungi, Ascomycota, Eurotiomycetes, Onygenales, Ajellomycetaceae. The record is from RefSeq and is a predicted model, not a curated record. Bases 1 to 3633 code for a protein of 1210 amino acids. The transcript has 5 exons.